GCCAGAACUGAGUGGAGACUUUAAGAAGCCAGCCCUGCCGGCGACCCCAGCAGUGCGGAGUAAGGCUCCAAACCCUGAGGAGGUGAAGAAGGAAUGGCCCACGGAGCCGCGGGACUCUGACUCUACGGAGCCCGACGUUCCGCCUAGGCGGGACAGCGGAGAGACUAGGAGUGGAGAGACUAGGAGUGUCCAGGAAGAGCAGCUGCGUCCCCCCACCGCGGUUUCCUACCCUGGUGGCCCGGCUCGAGCUCUGCGGUACAGAGAGCCGCCGUGGGGCAGCCCAGCCAUGGCCCCCUAUAGCCUAGAGACCCUGAAGGGCGGCACCAUCCUGGGCACCCGUAGCUUAAAAGGGACAAGUUGCUACCUUUUGGGGAGGCUGUCUAGCUGCGACAUGUGCCUGGAGCACCCUUCGGUGUCUCGGUACCACGCGGUGCUCCAACACAGGGCGUCCGACCCGGACGGAGAAUGCGACGGCCAAGAGCAGGGCUUCUACCUCUACGACCUGGGAAGUACCCAUGGCACGUUCCUCAACAAAACUCGAAUCCCUCCCCGCACCUAUUGUCGAGUCCAUGUCGGGCACGUUUUCCGCUUUGGUGGUAGCACCCGGCUCUUUAUCCUGCAGGGACCAGAAGAAGACCGAGAGGCAGAAUACGAGUUAACAGUAACACAGUUGAAGGAACUGCGCAAGCAGCAACAGAUGUUGUUGGAGAAGAAGAUGCUAGGAGAAGAUUCAGAUGAAGAAGAGGAAAUGGAUAACACUGAAAGGAAGAGGAAUACUAGUAACCAAGAUGAUGAUAUGGGUUGUACCUGGGGAAUGGGAGAAGAUGCUGUAGAGGAUGAUGCAGAAGAGAAUCCCAUUGUCUUAGAGUUUCAGCAGGAAAGGGAAGCCUUUUAUAUAAAGGACCCAAAAAAGGCUCUCCAAGGUUUCUUUGACCGAGAAGGAGAAGAACUAGAAUAUGAAUUUUAUGAACAGGGACAUAGCACUUGGCUCUGCAGGGUGAGAUUACCUGUGGAUGAUUCAACUGGGAAACAGCUGGUGGCUGAGGCCAUUCACUCAGGAAAGAAAAAAGAAGCAAUGAUUCAGUGCUCACUGGAAGCUUGCCGGAUCCUUGAUACUUUGGGAUUGCUGCGGCAGGAAGCAGUAUCUCGGAAAAGGAAAGCCAAGAACUGGGAAGAUGAAUAUUUUUAUGAUAGUGAUGAUGACACAUUCCUUGAUCGCACUGGCCUUGUGGAGAAGAAGCAUCUUAACCGAAUGAAGAAGGCUGGGAAGAUUGAUGAGAAGCCAGAGACCUUUGAAUCACUGGUUGCAAAGUUAAAUGAUGCUGAAAGGGAACUCUCUGAAAUUUCUGAGAGUCUCAAGUCCUCAAGCAAAGCUCUGUCAGAGUCCCCACCUCAGGAUUCUUUAGAUGCAUUCAUGUCAGAAAUGAAAUCAGGGAGUGCAUUAGAUGGUGUGUCCAGGAAGAAACUUCAUCUCAGAACUUUCGAACUGAGGAAAGAACAACAGAGGCUUAAAGGGUUAAUAAAAAUUGUAAAGCCAGCAGAGAUUCCAGAACUAAAAAAGACUGAAAGUCAGACUACAGAUACAGAAAAUAAAGCUAAGAAACUUACACUGCCUCUCUUUGGUGCUAUGAAAGGAGGAAGCAAAUUCAAGUUAAAAACUGGAACAGUAGGGAAAUUUCCCCCCAAGCGUCCAGAACUCCCUCCGGCUCUAAUGAGAAUGAAGGACGAGCCUGAAGUAGAAGAGGAGGAGGAAGAAGAAGAUGAAGAAGAAGAGAAAGAAAAGGGGGAGCACGAAGAGAAAAUGGAGGAUGGAAACAGCAGGUUGCCACAGGAGAUAGAGCCAGAAACUUCAGUGCAGGAAAUGAGUUCUCCCACAGAUCUCACAUGUUCUAAGGAAACAAAAAACCAUGAAAACAUGUCUCAAAUCAGCCACAUGGAACAGAAGAAAAAUUAUCAAGAGAUUAAUGAAACAUCUUCAUCCUGCAAAGAACCAUCAGCACCAAAGAAUGAAUAUGAGAAAAGCAGAGAUGAAUUGAAGAAAAAGAAAGCUCCUGGUCCAGGCAAAUUUCCCCCCACACUUUCUUCUAAAUAUCCCGAAGAUGACCCAGACUACUGUGUGUGGGUUCCACCUGAAGGCCAAAGUGGAGAUGGCAGAACUCAUCUUAAUGACAAGUAUGGCUAUUGAUUACAUCAGAGUCCCAGAGGAAGAUCUUGUGGACUAUGUGACAUAGAGUAUUUGGAAUAAUAUGUGAAGUUGAAUGGCCAGAGAAGUUCAGAUGAUCUUAUGUAAAAUCUGGUGACUGACUUUUUCUUCCAUGCUCUUGGCUUCUUGAAUUUAUCUUGUUAUCCAGU
This is a messenger RNA of Marmota flaviventris (yellow-bellied marmot), 2352 nucleotides long. The record is from RefSeq and is a predicted model, not a curated record. Lineage: Eukaryota; Metazoa; Chordata; Mammalia; Rodentia; Sciuridae.